Molecule: messenger RNA, 402 nt
Organism: Symbiodinium sp. CCMP2456
Lineage: Eukaryota; Dinophyceae; Suessiales; Symbiodiniaceae
Source: the annotation of a GenBank genome assembly
AUGGGCGAAUUAGGAGAGCGGCAAGAUCCAUCGGGUGGCGUCAUGUACAAUCAGUUCGACCGCGUCAGGGUGGAGUAUACAUGGAAAGACCGCAUCCGCAAAGAGACUGAAGCACGGCUGUCAGGUCCUAGGUCGGGCUUCCAGAUGAACAUGGCGCAGCUGAGCGCCAGUGGUGGCUUCCUCCACCUCAAGCACGCCCACAACCGAUUAGAGACAGUUGUGGAGAAGGAGAUCAAGCAGUCUCCGCAGCAGCGAAUGUCAGCAGAAGGAAUGGACCCCAACAGCAUGGAGGUCCUCGCCAUCAAGCACAUGGCGAGAAGGCCGCCAGAGAAGUUUGACACGCCUAUGACAACCACACAUGAGCUAGGCAGCCAAACGCAGAUUUUGCUGCCACAUGUGUGA